Messenger RNA from Labrus bergylta (ballan wrasse), 1329 nucleotides. It is a transcript of the gene cldn10d, whose product is annotated as claudin 10d. Gene Ontology annotation, molecular function: structural molecule activity. The record is from RefSeq and is a predicted model, not a curated record. Gene Ontology annotation, cellular component: plasma membrane; bicellular tight junction. NCBI's taxonomy places the organism in Eukaryota, Metazoa, Chordata, Actinopteri, Labriformes, Labridae. Gene Ontology annotation, biological process: cell adhesion; bicellular tight junction assembly.
CACAGUGAGGGGUUGUUCAAACUUUGAAUUUUACACAGCUUGAUAGUUUUUGCUUGAGGAGAAACGCUCACCAUGAAGUACAGGACGUUGGUGAUGUAUAUGGAGAUCGGCUGCUUCGUGUCGUGUCUGUGUGGAUGGAUCCUGGUCUGUUCCACUCUCCCCACAGAGUACUGGACUUUCUCUGAGGUGGGGACCAUCGUGCUGACCACCGGCAACUACUACUCCAACCUGUGGAGGGACUGUGUCUCUGACACCACGGGGGUGUCCGACUGCAAGGACUACCCCUCCAUGCUGGCCCUGCCAGUGUUCCUACACGCCUGCAGAGCACUCGCCGUCUGUGCCGUCAUCACUGGCUUCUUCGGAGGCGUCCUCACACUCGUAGGGAUGAAGUGCACUAAAAUCGGUGGAUCAGAGGUUGCAAAUGCAAGGGUGACCUUUGCAGGUGGUUUAACCUACCUGACUUCAGGAUUCUGUGGUAUGAUCACAUACUCGUGGUGGGCCAACAAAAUCGUAUCAGAAUUCGUGGAUCCAAAUUUCAGGGAUCAGAAAUUUGAAAUUGGAGCUGCAGUUUUUGUUGGCUGGGGAGGCUCCAUCCUUCUCUUGUCUGGAGGGGGGGUGCUGACUUACUUCUCUGGAAAAGAAGGCCUACCAUCCAGUUCUGAAAAAAAGCCACACAGACCAGGCACAUACGCCAGCGCCCGGACCAGAAGGACCUACAUGCUGCCAGCUUCCUCGUCCAGAGUUACCCUGGUGCCCCCGCUGUAUUAUGAAGGCAGGAAGAGCAGAGCAACCAGAGGAACCAGAGGGACAACAAAGACUGGUCAGACCUUUAGCAGGGACAGCUUUGUCUGAACCAGAAGACUCUGAACCGAGAAAUGACUCAAAAGACUUAAAAGGAAAUGUUUGACACAUGUUUGAAUAUUGAGCCAGAAUUCAAUUAGCUUAGCCUAGCUUAGCAUACAGACUGGAACCAUUGGGGAAACAGUUAACCUGACUUUGUUGACAGGUCACAAAAUCAAACCUUCUGUUGUUUAGUUCUUUAGAACAACAUUCAUUCAAUGAUUAUAUCAUGUGUGUUUCAUCUGUAAAAAAAUGGCAAAUGACUCUUUAUGAUCUCAGUGGAACAUUUCAUGUCAGGCGACUCUUGACAGGCCCCUACAACCCUCAAGGCAAGGCUGAUGUCACACAUUUGUUUUUGUACACACUAAACAAACUUCACAAGUUAGCAGGUUUUGUUUUUUCACUUCAGGCAUAGCCAUGUUGAUUGUUUGCUUCUGUGUCAACACGAUAUGAUGUGCUAAGCUAAUCAACUGAUUGUUAAUGGUUUUA